Messenger RNA from Ylistrum balloti, 5351 nucleotides. Its product is annotated as dihydropyrimidinase-like. The coding region runs from base 469 to 2229 and encodes 586 amino acids. Gene Ontology annotation, molecular function: dihydropyrimidinase activity. The record is from RefSeq and is a predicted model, not a curated record. The transcript has 15 exons. Gene Ontology annotation, cellular component: cytosol; cytoplasm. Lineage: Eukaryota; Metazoa; Mollusca; Bivalvia; Pectinida; Pectinidae. Gene Ontology annotation, biological process: pyrimidine nucleobase catabolic process.
ACGCGUCAUUGUGAAACCACGUGCAUUUAUUAUGAAAAUACCGGCGGCCUAUUUCCGGAAGACGGUUACCGUAUGCCAGUCGCCGGGCCUUGGCUGUGCAGUAUCGAUCCUAAGGCGGCAUCCAUAUUUUGUGUGUAUAGGAGCGAUAGUGGGUUUGUGUGUAAGGCCUGGUCCCGCGGUUCGUUUGAUGGUUUGACUGUGUGCACUGUUUAUGUUAAUGUUACAUAGUCUGGAGUGAGUUUCAGUCGCCAUAGAGUAGUGACAAGUCAACGAUUGCCCGACAUCGACAAUUUAGUGAUACAGGACUCUCUGGUUGGGGAUGCUAAUCCUACACACUGACCUCAUUGCUUGCAUUCAGUUUUAAAAACGCCGGGAUUCUGCACGUGUUGAAUUGAGUAGUGAUACAGAGCGGAAGUUUAAUUUAUUCGCAUACCUCUUGGCAGAACAGCUACUUGUUUGCGUGACAAAAUGACUAACCGUACCCCAGUCAAGAAAGUGCCCAUACAUUUACAGAGUGCACAGUCACGACUGUUCCUGAAAGGAGGCCGAAUAGUUAACGAUGACCAGUCUUUUGAUGCUGAUAUCUACAUUGAAGAUGGAAUUAUCAAACAGGUGGGUAACAACCUUGUCAUUCCUGGGGGAUCACGGACGAUUGAUGCCCGCGGCAAACUCAUUAUACCAGGUGGUAUUGACACGCAUACGCACAUGCAGCUGCCAUUUAUGGGAACCUAUGCUGUAGAUGAUUUUUACAGUGGAACCAAGGCAGCUUUAGCAGGAGGAACUACCAUGAUCAUUGACUUUGUCCUUGACCAAAAGAAUGUAUCUCUACUGGAAGCAUAUGACAAAUGGAGGAACUGGGCUGAUGGUAAAGUCUGCUGCGACUAUGGACUUCAUGUUGGGGUCACCUGGUGGUCAGAUCAGGUCUCUAAGGAGAUGGAGGUCCUGUGUAAAGAGAAAGGUGUGAACUCCUUCAAAGUUUUCCUUGCCUACAAGGAUGUAUUCAUGCUGGAUGAUGAUGAAGUGUACCAGACCUUUACACGGUGUCGGGAGCUAGGUGCCAUUGGCAUGGUCCAUGCUGAAAAUGGACAUUUAAUUGCACAGAAAUCACAGGAGAUGAUAGACAAUGGUAUUUCAGGACCCGAGGGACAUGAAAUGUGUCGUCCAGAGGAGGUGGAGGCAGAAGCCACACUACGAGCUAUCACCAUAGCCAAUCAGGCAAAUUGUCCUAUCUAUGUUGUUCAUGUCAUGAGCAAAUCUGCAGCCAAAGUGGUAACUGCAGCAAGGAGAAAAGGUAAUGUUGUGUUCGGGGAACCCAUCGCUGCUAGUCUAGGUACAGAUGGGACUCACUACUGGAACAAGUGUUGGAGACACGGGGCAGGGCAUGUGAUGGGCCCACCCCUUAGACCAGAUCCAACCACACCAGGGUAUUUGAUGGACUUGCUAGCAAAUAACGACCUUCAAGUGACCGGAACAGAUAACUGUACAUUUAAUGCUGACCAGAAGGCAUUGGGCAAGGACGAUUUUAGAAAGAUCCCUAAUGGUGUGAAUGGUGUAGAGGACAGAAUGUCCGUCAUCUGGGAGAAGGGCGUUGCAUCUGGUAAGAUGGACCCCUGUAGGUUUGUAGCUGUAACUAGUACCAAUGCUGCCAAGAUCUUCAACAUUUAUCCUCAAAAGGGCCGUAUUGCAGUAGGAUCUGAUGCAGAUAUUGUAAUCUGGAACCCCAAUGCGACUAGGACUAUUUCUGCCAAGACUCACCACCAGGCUGUAGACUUCAAUAUAUUUGAGGGCAUGACAUGUCAUGGUGUGCCCGAGUAUGUUAUCACUAACGGACAUGUGGUGUUAGACGAGGGACAGUUGCGGGUAACACAGGGAAUGGGACGUUUUAUUCCAACACCUUGUAACUCAGAAAUUGCAUUUAGCCGAAUCAGAGAAAGGGAGAGGACCUGUAAGCCUUGUAAGGUUGAGAGAGAAGGAUAUGAUGGACCAGUUGUAAAGGUGGACGGAAAUGUGCCUGAGGUCAUCACCAAGACAAGCAACCCAAUCUUGUCUGCCGACGCAGGAUCAGACAAGUUUAACUCUCACUGUCGGCCAGCUACCAGCAGUGGUGGGAGAAACCUUCAUGACUCUAGCUUUAGCCUCAGUGGUGCUCAAUAUGAUGACAAACAGGUUCGAAAGUCCUCCACACGUACGCUAAACCCACCUGGCGGAAGGUCAGAUGGUAUCUGGUAAAGGACAAAGGUUGAAGCUGAAAACUGGAUUAGAUGGGGUUACAGGGGCCAUGAGGGACAGAGACAGAUCUGUUUUAUUUCAUGAAUAUGCAGCAGUAACUGAUAAACGCUUUUAUUGUUAGUAUGUGCAGCAGGUCAAGGUCCUGUCAAGGUCAAAGUCAGGGAUUGUAAAGUUAUCUGUGGAAUGUCUCCAAUGAGGGUAGUAGCAUUUUCAGUUUGUUCUUGACAUGAAUAUAUAUAUAUAUGUAUAUAUAUAUUAUACACAUAAAAGAACUACUUUUUCUCAACUUCAAACUAGGAUUUUAACAUUUUUUGUGUAUAUUAUAUAUAUAUUGAGGGUAGAGAAUUGGAUUUGUAGGGUCCGUCAGAAUCAAUCAAAACCUGAAGCUCUCAGUGUCAGUCAGUUUAAUUAUAUAAACUUUAAUUACAAUUGUAACAUUAUGUACUUCCAUAUUAUUAUAAACUGGUUGUAUUUGUGUGUCGUUACUAAUGAACAUCAGGCUAUGUCUUGGAGCACCUGAUGAGAUUCGUUCAUCAGGUGCCAUAUGAGAAAUAGAUGGAAGAUGAACCUGGUUUCUACCCAGUAUUUAAACCAUUAAGACACUAGAAGCCUGUUGGAUCUGUAGCUUUCAUUAAAAUUGGCUAUAAAUUUUGUCGGUGCCUUUCCUGCAGUGUGUUAAGGUAAAUGAAUCUCUUGUCACAGAAUCCUCAAACAUCUAUGGACAAUAACUCCUGUUUUAGGUGGUACCAAAGAUGUCAAUUUAGAUUUAAAAAACAGUGAUAUGAUCUGAUGGAUUUAUACCUUCAUAAAGCUAACAAUUAGAAACUUUAUGACAAAAAUAUUUCGUAGAUGUGCAUCAGUCUACAAACACACCUUCCAUUAUAUAUAAGAAAGAUCUCUGUAAUUGUGCGAUAAUUUUUUUUAUCAGUGAUGUUGUGUGUAAAAUUGGAUGUGCGGAGUUUGAUGUUCCAUUAUCAAACAUUUUGUACAUGUCUUUAACUUCAUUUAUCAUUCUAUGGUAAUGAUACUUAAGAUGAAAUAACCAGAAGAUAAAUACUGCUGUUCUUGAAAUAUUUACAGAUAAUAUAGCUUAACCUACCCAUGUAUUUGUCUGUAACCUACGAUCUCUGACUCUACGUAAUGAUGUACACAAUGGGUCUAGAUCUGUCUCCCCAUGUUAAGAUACCAAACACUCCACUUAGUCUGAGGGUUACUGUGCCCAUUAGUCUGAGGGUUACUGUGCCCAGAUGGUUCUGCAAAUCAUGUAUAUGUGAAAAAAUAUUGUUAUGCGAGUUUGUUCCUGAGCUUGAACUGUUUAAUUUGUGUCAGUGGAAAUUGCAUCAUUUAUAUUCAUGAUGAAUGGUUACUAAAUUUGUAAAACCAAUUUCUACCCCAAUAUUAUGCCUUAGAUGUUACAAAAUAUAAGUAGGAUUAAUCUUCAGUGUUGAAUUGAAGCUUUAGAUUAUAGAAAUCUUAAUGAAUAUUCAGAAUCUUUUAUUUUAUCUGACUCUAAGGAGAAGGUAUAUAUUUACAAUAUUUGGAGUUUUAACGUCUGUAGAUCCUAUACCAUUUAUUAAUUACAUAUGUAGGUGGGAGGUUUUUAAAGUACUUUGUAUUUGAAUGUGAUGUAUGAAUUAUUGUGAAGGUCAAGUUUUUUUUGUUUUCUAGUUUACAGAUCUGAACUUGUAUAAGUAUUUUUCCUCAUUCAAAAUCUCCAGUACCUAGUUCUGACAAACGUUGGGUGUGUGUGUUCUGUGGGAAUUUUGAAGAAAAUAAAAGUCUUAACAGCUGAUUGUCUUUGGAUCUGUGUAAUGAUGUAUUUGUGACUAUAACUUGUUGUUGGAGAAAAUGAAUUGAACAUUGUGGGUGGUUUACAUUCUGUAUGUGCUAUAUCAGUAAGAUUUGAUAUAGAAAGAGUAAAGGUGAUAUAACUCCACUGCUUGUAUUCUGACAGAAGUAACCCAUAUAUUCAACAGCAUUUGAGCAUUUAGCGGUAUUCAUAAUCAGAGAUCUUCCUAUUUUAAAGGUUUCCAAAAAUCUGAAAUUUAAUUAUAAGCUUUUAAAUGUGUCCAGUUUUAUUCAAUGCUUUUGGCGUUAAUCUACUCAUAGAAAAUGGCAAAAAAAAAAUAAAAGUAGAUGUAAAAAAAACUCCAUUGAAAAAGCAAUUUUCGUGAUAGCAUAUUGAUCUUGAUUUCAUUGCUGCAAGGUGUCAAGUAUAUGUCACUGUAUUAUCAAAUUGUACAAAGGAAUUUCUCCAUACACAAACUUGCAUGUGAUAAUCUGUCACUUGUCAAAGUUGUACACUUUUAAAAUAUAAGGAUAGUUUUGUUUCACAGGUUACUGAUAAUGUCUGUAAUGUUAAAGUUUUCAGCUUUUUUUAAUCUAUUAAUAUUUUAUCUAAAAAUCUGCUACUGUGAAAAGAACUCAAAGAACCCAAUACAUUGGACUGAUGAGUAAAAUUCAAAAAAUUAUUUUCAACUCUUUCCCUCGGCUAAGUUUGCCACAAGCUUCGUACUUGGUACUCAUUAGUGAACAUAUAAUCAUUUACCUUUUUCAGCAGAUAUUUCAAAUGUUAUUUAACAAUACAAAUGGUUUGUUAUGAGUAGAGAAUGUUAUUUCCAGAUUACCUCCCUUUACUGGCUUUGUUUGGUUGUUAGUCCUUGUAUAUGAGAAAUCAUGCUAGUAUCCAUUAUGUGAUUAAGUUGUCUGUAUGGAGUUGUUGUUUUGGUACGUGUAGCAUUUACAUGAAUCAUGUUUUCUUUGAUGUUAUUGUAACCUCCUAAAUUAUUUGUUGGUUUAUAUAGUAGAAAAAGCUUGUGCUGUUUCUGUAAGUCACUUCAAUUUUAGCGGUACAUAUUCCAGAGUUUCUUUGUUCAAAUGAUGAAUGGUCAUAGUGACUGUAGAACUGUUAGAUUUGUAGGAAAUCAAUUCAUGAAUAUUCAUGAUGAAAAUUGAGUUAUGAAUAUAUUAACUUUAUCCUAGAAGUGAAAUGAUUUACAAGUUUGAGCAGAAGUUCAUUAUUACAAACACUGCCUUUGUACCUAUAUCAGCUAGAGUUUGUCCUGUCAGCAAUAUUUCAAAUACUUUUCUGUAUGGAAUAAAUAUUAAGUUAAAGAAACUAA